Molecule: messenger RNA, 1128 nt
Organism: Didymodactylos carnosus
Lineage: Eukaryota; Metazoa; Rotifera; Eurotatoria; Philodinida; Philodinidae
Source: the annotation of a GenBank genome assembly
AUGGACAAUGAUUAUGAGCUUCGUAAACUUCUCCUCAACACGGAGUUUGCAUUGUCAGACGAUGAUAAAGACUAUUUAAUAUUUGUAAUUGGAUCGGAUAUUGGAAAACGUUUACAAAAUAGUAAAUUAAUUGACGUGUUUGAAGCAUUAAUUGAACGAAACAAAAUUUCGUCAAAUAAUUUAGAUUAUUUAAUUGAACGAUUAGAAGCAAUAAAACGACUGGAUGUGGCACAAUAUUUAAAAGAACACAAACCAUCACUUUCGAGAGUCGAAAACAAUUUUUCAAGUCCAGAAAUGUCAUUGAAAGACAUUCUUUCAAUAUUACGUGACGAACAAAGCCAGGAAAGCGAUUCCAAUUUACAAGAUUAUCUUGAAGACGAUUCGUUGGAUCUACGAUCGCUUGAAAUAUCACCAUCAGGUUUAUCAUCAAAUUUAAUCAAUACUCGUGAGCUUACUGACAUUGACGAAGUGGAAAAUACAAAUAUUACAUAUGAAAAUGAAUCGUCUGAAUCGUCAAAGUUAUUACAAAAAAUACCGGAUAAAUAUCUAUUGUUAAUAAAUCGUGCUCUUAGUCAACGAAAUACAGUUAUUGAUAGUGAUACCUAUCAGAGUAGUGGACUCAUUUCUUGUCGGUUGACAGAAUAUUAUUAUUUGAAAAAAGUUGAAGAACAAUCGAUUAGUAACUCAUUGCCCUGUUUUUUAUCAUUUUGUCUGGUACUACCGAAUUUAAGUGGUCAAUUUGGGCCUUUAUCUUAUUCUCCUCAUCUAAAAUUAAUAGAAGAUGAUGACAACCUAAAGCAAGAACUAGUAUAUUAUAUCGAAAAGAAGUAUAAAAAGUCUGCAAAGACAAUCGGUUUGAAGAAAGCAAAUAAACUUAUACGUUAUCUACAAACUCACAGAAUAAAAUUGAAUCAGAUUGAUCUGAUCAUAUUCAAUGUUUGUACACGGCGACGUAUAAACAAUAAAAGUAAUGAGGAUGAAAUUCAAUCUUAUAUCACAUUAAUGAACUAUCUUAACGAUUUACACUUAUCAAUUGAUCAAAAACCAAGGAUCAUUGUUAUUAGAACAAAACCGGAUCAGGAAGUAUCAGUUUGGGAUGAAUUAAUUUGUACUUACAAUCAACACUAA